Molecule: messenger RNA, 1044 nt
Organism: Galdieria sulphuraria
Lineage: Eukaryota; Rhodophyta; Bangiophyceae; Galdieriales; Galdieriaceae
Exons: 2
Coding region: 112-651 (179 amino acids)
Biological process (GO): positive regulation of transcription by RNA polymerase II; cytokine production
Source: RefSeq, a predicted model, not a curated record
ACUUUUGGAGGGAAAUUUCUAGUUUGCCCUUUCGCGCCAAUUUCGCCGAUUGUCAAAAGAUAAUUGGUCAAAUUGAUGAGCAGAUGAACCUCUGGAUUCUGCAAUUGAGCGAUGGAGUCUCAUGAAGAUGACAUAUUUUUUCUGCCCCGCAAGUUUGACGAUGUUGUACCGUCUACUCCUUCCUCCUCUUCCUCCUCAUCUUCAGGAAUAGAAGAAGUGAAGUUUGGCAGAGUUGGAAAAGGGAAAAGAACGAAUCCUUCGAUAUUACAGGAUAAGCCCAACAGGAGGCCUCGUGGUGGCUUAAAGGAAGAUUCUAAAAAACUUCAAGACAAUUGUUCGGAAGACGCCCUCGAUAGAACUAAGAAGUUUCACGAGUUUGAGGGGCUCCUUUUGAAGCUUGAAGAAAAUAGACGUCGUUUUAAACUUCUAGACGAAGUUGACGCAGCUCCUUGUGACCCUUUAGAUAACUCUGUGCAGUUGGCUUCAACCAAUAGUGAAAACCUGGACAACAUUAUUGUAAAAUUGCAGUCAGCAAGUUUGAAAGAAGUUUUUUGCAUUCGCAGGGUUGGUGGGUUUUUUAUUUCUUUCGAUAAAUUGUCUAUAUCACCCAUAGAGUACCACUAUGAGGACGUUGCUUAUGGCGUGCUGUAAAAGAUGGGGUCUUUCAGAGUCGAACACUGUGCUGUAUUUUGACGGGCGUGUAGUGAGUUCUGACAGUACAGCUGAGAGCCUUGAACUAGAAAAUGACGAUCUGAUAGACGUUGUUUGUAACGGAUAGUAGUUGUUUUUGUGUCUCUAUUCUAAAACGGAAGGAAUGAGUGAGUUCUUCUUGUCUUCCAACAAGGAAGUGAGCUGAAGAUCCAACUUUAACAAAAGCAAUUUGUCAUUUCGGCGGUAAUGCAUUAGAAAAGAAUGGUCGAUGUUAGGAUUGCGAGUGAAACCGAUUUUGACUGUUGUGAUAACCUUUUGGAUAAAGUAAAUACACACGACUUCUGUCAAUGUCUUGAAUUACUGUCCUCAGAACAGCUCAAGAUUAACAACAGC